Messenger RNA from Hyla sarda, 3997 nucleotides. RefSeq names its product ubiquitin specific peptidase 1 (gene USP1). The record is from RefSeq and is a predicted model, not a curated record. The coding region runs from base 1272 to 3560 and encodes 762 amino acids. Gene Ontology annotation, cellular component: cytosol; nucleus. Lineage: Eukaryota; Metazoa; Chordata; Amphibia; Anura; Hylidae. Gene Ontology annotation, molecular function: cysteine-type endopeptidase activity; cysteine-type deubiquitinase activity. The transcript is spliced from 9 exons. Gene Ontology annotation, biological process: protein deubiquitination; regulation of DNA repair.
AGCAUGGAGUCUGGUAGGGAGCCUCCCGCUAACCUCUCAGCUGUUCGGGAUGCCGCAAUUUCACCACGGCAGUCCCGAACAGCUCCUUUGAGCUAACCGGCAGCAUAUUCUCACGUUUUAGAUGUCGCAAUCAACUUUGAUUGCGGCGUCUAAGGGGUAAAUACCGAACGGCGAUGUCCGGUUACUGAUAGCAACUGGGACCCCACAGAUACUAAGCAUGCUUCACGUAAAUAUCUCUGUGGUCGUUAAGGGGUUAAAAGCCUCUGAAUCAUACCAUUCUUGUUCACAUAGUGCAGUCUUUCAGCAGGAGAAAGUGGGCAUCCUCUAGCAGGCAUGACAUCACUGAAGUCUGCUGGGGGACCACUUCCGCCCUCACAUGGUUGUAGUGCUGUGAUGAAUAGAAGACCUCAAGCUGUAUGCAUGUUUCAAUAAGGCUCAGUGCAGAGAAGCACUUCCUGAUUUGGACUCCUGCCAGGCCAAGAGGAGACCAAACUCGCUGUAUUACUUGUGGCAGGGAACAGAACAGAGCCACCUUGUGGCCGUUUUUCUAUUACAUUUUAAACAUAUUUACGUUGAAAAAUUUGAAAGCAAGUAAAUUUGAAAGUGUCUAAUUACAUAAGAGACACUAUAUUAAGUUUUACUUGGUGACUGGUACUCUUUAAAAGCAGAAAAAGGGCAGGUGGGCCAAAUGGUGUCCGACAGUAUCUGACAUGCCAAAUCAUAAAGUCUAUAGACUGGGUCCGAGCAUGUCCAGAACAGCUCACAUCUUAUGGGGUGUUCCUGAUAUAGGAGUUAGUACCUACAAAAGUGUCCAAAAAAGGACUUCAGGGAACUAGGUCAUAGUGUCCCAAGGCUCAUUGAAAUGUGUGGAGUGAAUAGUGCGAUACUACAGUAGAGGAAAUUGCCGAAAAACUUUGAUAGAAAGGAGUCAGGACACUCUGAAUAUUGCAUUCUGUCACUUUAUAGAGGACAUAGCCUAAAGGGGAACGAAUAGCAAUGUCACUGGCACUAACCUGAAUGUGCAGAUGAUGGAACUCUACCUACUGGGUGAACAUCAGUGCAGACGUUCCAGAGAUAUCUUGUUGCUGAUAUGGUAUUUUUAUCCUAACUGCACUGGAGGCGGUGGGUGCCAGCCCCACUAGAAAGAACCGCCUGUCCCUGCGCUCACCACAAACUGAAGAGCAAAAUGUGGAGGAGAAGGCAACACAUCUCAUGGUACCAAUCCUGGCUCUUACAUAGAAGCUGGAUCUGGUGGAGACCAUAACAGGAAAAUGCCGGUGGUUACUCAGUGCGAAAGUCAGACAGUGCUGGCCAAAGCCAGCCCCACCAGAAAGAAUCGCCUGUCCCUGCGCUUCUUCCAGAAGAAGGAGACAAAAAGAGCUUUGGACUUUGUCGAAACACCACAAACUGAAGAGCAAAGUGUGGAGGAGAAGGAGACAGAACCCUGCGAUCAGGUGGUCCCUGCCGCUCAGUUGUCUCCAACAGUCUGCUGCAUGAAGAAGGAAAGCUUGGUUCCCUUUGUAGGCUUCAGCAACCUUGGUAACACCUGCUACCUUAAUAGCAUACUUCAGGUUUUAUGCUACUGUCCUGGGUUUAAAAUCGGCGUGAAACAACUAAGUGAUAUUAUAUCAAAGAAGAAAGGGAAAGAAGACGAACACUCUGCCGAAAAUAAAGAGAGUACGAAAGAAGACUUGCCUGCAAGCUACGAGGUCAUUUGCAACUUGAGUUCAUUGAUACAUUCCACAGAACACCUACAAGUCAGCUAUCUUUUAAAUCCUGAGAAUUAUGAUACAGAACUUGCUGCACAACCCAGACGACUUCUGAACACACUGAGGGAACUAAAUCCUAUGUAUGAAGGAUAUCUCCAGCAUGAUGCACAAGAAGUGCUGCAGUGUAUUCUGGGAAACAUUCAGGAAGCCUGUCAAAGCCUCAAAAAAGAAAUUAAAAGUGUACAUGUGAGUGAACCGGUGACACCACAAGCUGAAGACAAAGAGCCUAAUGGUUGUGAGGCUGCAACUGAAACUGUGGACCUAUCCGAGGAAACAGAAGGGGCAAAAAGUGACAGCGGGAAACGAAAGAGCGAUAAUGAGGUUGGAAAUGUAAAGAAAAAAACAAAGCUAACUAAAGAGCCAGAGCCUGUGGCGCAAAGACUCACCAGAUCCAAAAGGAAACCGGUUCUGGAAAAGAAGGAUGAUAAAGCGGAGAGAUCUAAAGUUGGUGCAGAUGCCGGUUCCACCAGUCACACCCAGCACAAAAAAUCUAAAUUAGGAUUGAACUGGUUAAAAUCGAGUAGACAGCCAAGUAUUUUAUCAAAGUUCAAGAGUUUGAGUAAACUGGACAACUUGUCUAAAAGUUCCCGCGCUGAGCCCCAAAGCCUCCACAUUAAAUCCGAUCCAGAGCAAACCAAUAAUGACGAGCCGGUAAAGGAGAACGCCAGCUGUAAACCAGAAGAAGGCCGAGACACCAAGACAUCACAGAACGAGACAAGCGAGUAUGAACUGGUGGAGAAAUUGUUCCAGGGCCAGCUGGUGUUACGGACACGAUGUCUGGAGUGUGAAUGUUUCACCGAGCGAAGGGAAGACUUUCAGGAUAUCAGUGUUCCUGUGCAGGAAAAUGAUCCGCCAAGACUAGAAGAAUCCUCUGAUAUUUCACCUGAUCCCAGACUGGAAGUUAAAACCUUGAAAUGGGCGAUAUCCCAGUUUGCAUCUGUGGAGAGAAUAGUUGGAGAAGAUAAAUACUUCUGUGAGAAUUGUCAUCAUUACACUGAAGCCGAGAGAAGCCUUUUGUUUGAUAAGAUCCCAGAAAUUGUAACCAUCCAUCUCAAGUGCUUUGCUGCAAACGGCUCCGAGUUUGACUGCUAUGGGGGACUCUCCAAAGUGAACACUCCCUUACUAACCCCAUUGCAACUGUCCUUGGAGGAGUGGAGCACCAAGCCAUCGAGGGACAUCUAUGGACUCUUUGCUGUGGUCAUGCACAGUGGAGUGACCAUCAGCAGUGGACACUACACGGCCUAUGUCAAGCUGAGUGACCUCAAUCUCCAGGUGGACCAGCUGAAAUUUCCCGCUGACCACCACGAACUAAUGAAGACCGAGCCACUGACAGAAGAGGAAGCUCGAACAUCCGAUGAAAACUGCGACAGCGAAGUUACUUUUCGGACUGGUGCAAACUUUCCUGUAAAUGGUAAAGUAGCCAAAAAGAAUACGGACACAGUUGGCCUCCUCGGAGGGCAGAAAAGUAAACCUGACUUUGAGCAGCUGCCUACGCCAAAAACCCCAAAAGCAGAGAAGGUGCAGGGCAUUCUCCCUGAUGAUAAAGCAAGUACUGGCUUCAGUGGUGAUGUCGGUGCUGAAAAGGACCAAAAACCGCAGGGUGGACUCUAUGGCGACAAGUCUGCACUGUAUGCCCUGCAGAGUCUACGGGAGUACGAGGGCAAAUGGCUGCUCUUCGACGAUUCGGAAGUAAAAGUGACUGAAGAACGAGACUUCUUGAGCACAAUUUCUCCAACCACUCAGUCUACGUCCACCCCCUACUUGCUGUUCUACAAAAGGAGAGUAGAGUAGAGUAGAAGUCGCGGCUAGAGAUGAGCGAACUUACAGUAAUUCGAUUCAUCACGAACUUCUCGGCUCGGCAGUUGAUGACUUUAGCCUGCAUAAAUUAGUUCAGCUUUUACGUGCUCCGGUGGGCAUCAACCACCGAGCCGAGAAGUUUGUGGCGAAUCGAAUCACUGUAAAUUCGCUCAUCUCAAGUCGCGGCUCCAGCCUUGUACCAUAUGUAAAGUUUCCUCCUCCAGUGUAUGUAUAUAUUUGUAUCUUGUAUAUAAGCAGAUCUAUGUUUUACUGACAGACGAGCCACAAUCCUAAAUGGAUUGUAUGUAGAGCCCUUGUAUGUAUAUACUUUUAUAUAUAGGUUAAAUCAUGUAAAAUUCCUUUUUCCUCCCACAUAGACACUUAUUACACUUACCAGUUUCUAUAUAUUUUUUUUUAAAUAAAGAUUCUUA